Molecule: messenger RNA, 1645 nt
Organism: Oryza brachyantha (malo sina)
Lineage: Eukaryota; Viridiplantae; Streptophyta; Magnoliopsida; Poales; Poaceae
Product: LEAF RUST 10 DISEASE-RESISTANCE LOCUS RECEPTOR-LIKE PROTEIN KINASE-like 2.1
Exons: 4
Coding region: 26-1390 (454 amino acids)
Biological process (GO): protein phosphorylation
Molecular function (GO): ATP binding; protein kinase activity
Source: RefSeq, a predicted model, not a curated record
CUGGAGGGCGCCCGCCGGAGACUGCAUGGCGUGCAAUGCCAGCGGCGGCCUGUGCGGGUACGACGGCGACACGGAGGCCUUCGCCUGCAUCUGCUCCGACGGCUCAAACCGCCCGGCGAGAUGCGAUGCAAAGAAGUCAGGGAACAAGGCCAUCCUGAUAGUGUCAUCGUCGAUUGGUGCAACUGGCUUGCUGUUGGCAUGCAUCCUCGUCGUCUUCAUGUGUCGUCGACGGAUUCGCAGCCGCUUCGGUUUCCUGGACGCCAUGGACGGUUCAAGCAGGACCGAUACGGCAAACGUGGAGAAACUCCUGCAGAAGUACGGAUCCCUCGCUCCCCGGAGGUUCAGGUACUCGGAGCUGAAGAAGAUAACCAAGUCCUUCAGCCAGAGGCUCGGCGAGGGCGGCUACGGCACGGUGUUCAGCGGCGCUCUCGCCGACGGCCGCGCCGUCGCCGUCAAGUUCCUGCACCACUCCAAGCCCAACGGCGAGGAGUUCCUCAACGAGGUGAUCAGCAUCGGCAGGACGUCCCACGUGAACAUCGUCUCCUUGCUCGGCUUCUGCCUCGAGGGCUCCAAACGAGCCCUCGUCUACGAGUACAUGCCCAACGGCUCGCUGGACAAGUACAUCUACUCGACGUCGACGGCGGCGCCGGCGAGCCCGGACAGGGACUUUCUUGACUGGAAGGUGCUGCAGGAGAUCGCCGUCGGCGUGGCGCGUGGGCUCGAGUACCUUCACGACGGGUGCAACACGCGCAUCAUCCACUUCGACAUCAAGCCGCACAACGUGCUGCUCGACCUGGAUUUCCGGCCCAAGAUCGCCGACUUCGGCAUGGCGAAGCUAUGCAACCCCAAGGAGAGCAUCCUGUCGAUGGCGGACACGAGGGGGACGAUAGGGUUCAUCGCGCCGGAGGUGUUCUCCCGUGGGUUCGGCGACAUAUCGACCAAGUCGGACGUGUACAGCUACGGGAUGCUGCUGCUGGAGAUGGUCGGAGGCGGGAGCAACGUGAAGGCCUACGCCGAGAAGGCCAACGACACGUUCUUCCCGCUCUGGGUCUACGACCACCUGCUCGAGGACGGCGGCGUGCUGCAGAGCGUCGUCGCCGCCUCUGCUGCGACCGGCGGCACGGGGACCGGCCGAUCGUCAGGAGGAGGCGAGGAGAUCGCGAGGAAGAUGGCGCUGAUCGGUCUGUGGUGCAUACAGACCGUGCCGGCGAACAGGCCGUCGAUGGGCAAGGUGCUGGAGAUGCUGGAGAGAAGCGUCCAUGAGCUCGCCAUGCCGCCGCGGCCGUACCACUCCACCUCGUCGUCCCCGUCGCGGCCGUCGAGCUACCCGUCCUCUGCCUCGGAUUUCACGCCGCGAUCCAGGUUGUCCACACCGGGUAGCACGGCAUGAAAAAUGGCGAAGGACCAGACCCUUCCAUGACAACUGACUACCAUGUGAUGUAGCUAAAAAAAAUACAAAGUGAGAGGUUUGCUUUUAUGGUGUAGAUUAAACAGUGUAGGGGGAAUUAGCAAGAACAACAGUAUUGAUUUACUGUUUGCAUUAUUAAUUCGUUUUCUUAGGGUUUGAUGUAAUUAUGUAAUUUAGUUUGCAACAUUCUUCAAUAAACUACAGGUUUAUUGUUUCACUGGAAUUAAGCAUAAUCGA